Molecule: messenger RNA, 1209 nt
Organism: Trichosporon asahii var. asahii CBS 2479
Lineage: Eukaryota; Fungi; Basidiomycota; Tremellomycetes; Trichosporonales; Trichosporonaceae
Exons: 3
Coding region: 1-1209 (402 amino acids)
Source: RefSeq, a predicted model, not a curated record
AUGGCUGACGAGGCGUACCAUGCCCUGUGGAAGUUGACCCCGGCGCCGGCGAUGGACACGCCCACAUUCGUGCGCAAGGCUACGGUCGAGCAGAGCGAUCGCGAGCGCGAGCGCGAACGUGAGCGUGCCGAACGCCACGAACGCGAACGCAGCGAGCGCGAGCAGAUGCAGCGCGAGAAGAGCGAGAAGCGCCGCAAGGAACUGAAGAGCACGCGAAAGGGCCGCCCCGCCGAGGACAACGUUCUCCGGCCCGCCAAGAGCGUCAACUCGCUCCAGCGCAAGAAAGAAGACACACCGCCAAAGGACACGCGGCUCCGUGCACCUGGUGGCGAAGCGGCCAACCUCCCUCCAUCGCCUUUCGGCCGUCCGCACUCCGCACACGCUUUCCGCGCUCUCGACUUCUCGCAGCUUCAGCCUCAACCCCAGGCCCGUCCCCGCUCCGCUCAGGCUCUGUAUGACUUCACACCGACCAAGGCGCAGCCACAAGCUCGCCCUCGCUCGGCCCAGGCGCUGCGCGACUUCUCCCCAGCGCCGCAGAGCCACUUCGCCACUCUCCCCUCCCGCGCCGCCCCAGUCGAGCGCACCCUUCGCCGCUCGCACACGACAAUAGCGCGCGGGGGUAUCUUCGACGGGCCGUCGAUCAAACCCGUCUCGGCGCACUCGAGCGCACAAGAUGCACACCUCGAUGCGCUCCGCUCUCUCGAGGGAUCGCAGUACCCCUUCGACUCGACCUGGCCCGAGCCCAGCGUCGACUUCCCCCGUUCCUUCGAGCCGGUCAAGCCGCUGAAGCCGUUCAACCUGGACCAGGCGCCGUUCACGACCGCACCUGUUGUCGAUGUUUCUCCCCGCCAGUGCCAGCCCGGCGAGGAAGAGGAAGGAGAGCACGGCCCCCACGGUCGUUUGCGACACAGCCGGUCUCGAGGGCUUAGACCGCCUCGCGACGUACUGCAAGCUCUACGUCGAGGCCGCGCGCCAAGCCGAGGUCGCCGGCCUGCCGACCCCAGCCUUCUCUAUCCCAGAGGACCUGGGCGUCUUCGCCGCCGCGACGUUCGCGCGCCCCGCCAGCGUGGCCGUGACGCCGACGCCGAAGCAGCGCACGGCGCUGCCGCAGCGCAGCUCGUCCGUGCGAUUGGCCAGUCUCUCCCUCUCCCUCGCCGACGCGAGCACGCGCGCCGCCUACGCGCCCACGCCGAGGCGCGCGCCAAGUAG